CCCACUCUGUCUUUUGUCCUUCUUCAAUCACAAUUUCUUACUCAACAUCUUCAACUCUUCCAUCACCGCCCCUUCCACGAGUAUCACCAUCAUGUCUCGAGAUCGGCGUGUAGCCAAGGAGCUUAAGGACAUCGAAGCCGACCAUGACGACUCAGGCGUUAACGCGAGUCCUGUUGACAACGACUUGAAGCAUCUCAAAGGAACAUUCCCUGCGCCUCCCGACACCCCUUACGCUGGAGGAACCUUUACAGUCGACAUUCAGAUCCCUGAUCAGUAUCCAUUCAAGGCACCAGUGAUAAGAUUUGACACCAAGAUUUGGCAUCCGAAUAUCAGCAGUCAGACAGGCGCAAUCUGUCUGGACACACUCAGCUCCAACUGGUCUCCCGUCCAGACCAUCAAAACUGCCCUUCUCUCCCUUCGAAUGCUUCUCGAGUGCCCAAACCCAAAGGACCCGCAAGAUGCCGAGGUUGCAAAGAUGAUGAUAGAAGACCCCAAACGCUUCGCGCUCAUGGCCCAUGAAUGGGCAGUCAAAUACGCCGGCGCUCCACGACAAGACGUUGAUCUCACUAAAUACCAAAACGACGUCGCAGCUGCUCCGCUUAAAGAUGAUAAUGCUCGUCUUGCCGGAUACAACAGAAACCUUGUCGAACGUUUUGUGAACAUGGGCUUCCCACUGGAAGAUGUUGUCGAGGCCUUCAUUUUCUUCGGUAUAGAUCGCAAUGGAGGCCGAGAUUACGAACUGGAAGAGGCUUACAUGGGGGACGUCGUUGCCAGACUGCUUCAUGAAAACUAAUGUGGACUACGGGAGGACUAAAGAGAGGGAAUAGCGAUUUGAAACACAAUUUCUUUAAGCAUGGUAUGGGGAGUUUGCAUCGGUUUGUUUUAACAACUUAGCAUAGACUGGGUAUGGGGUACAUGAGCUGCACUUCAUCUGGGCUCAUAGGCCAUGAUUAAUGGCACAAGAUAGGUAGUGGUUAAACUCAGCGGUAAUUAUGUGAAGAAGUUCUUCACUUGCUUACAUACUAUGCUCACUCCAGCUUCUGAGACAGCUACGUCGUCACAUGUGCAUAUUCCAGCAUGAUCAAUAUAGCUUGAAAC
Fusarium redolens is the source of this 1098-nucleotide messenger RNA. Its product is annotated as ubiquitin-conjugating enzyme/RWD-like protein. The coding region runs from base 92 to 793 and encodes 233 amino acids. Lineage: Eukaryota; Fungi; Ascomycota; Sordariomycetes; Hypocreales; Nectriaceae. The record is from RefSeq and is a predicted model, not a curated record. The transcript is spliced from 3 exons. Gene Ontology annotation, molecular function: protein binding.